Aaosphaeria arxii CBS 175.79 is the source of this 1001-nucleotide messenger RNA. RefSeq lists its product as uncharacterized. NCBI's taxonomy places the organism in Eukaryota, Fungi, Ascomycota, Dothideomycetes, Pleosporales. The record is from RefSeq and is a predicted model, not a curated record. The transcript is spliced from 2 exons. The coding region runs from base 97 to 906 and encodes 269 amino acids.
UUUCGGCUGCUUUUUGCUUUUCUCCCCUGCCACGCACGAAAAGCCGCACCCGGCUGUCGGCGACAAACGACUGUUGAGCGCCCAAAUGGAGAUAUCAUGAGGGAGAACAAUUACAAAAUAGACCGAAGAGCCUCGUACGGUGUAAGGUUGUACAACCAAAUGAUGACCAAAGCGAGCGCCCAGAGCGACAUAUCCGGAAUCCUGCCAGCCAUGGCUAUCCAUCAGCUGUUAAGGCUCUGCCUCUCCUCGCGCUUCUGUCUCCUGAUCUUGAGCCUCCGCGGGUGCACGUCUUCCGCAGCACACCGCUCUACUCGGUGUCUCUUUCUCUCUUGUCUCUCCUCUCCUAUUCGAACAUCUGAAGAUCGACCCAGCACACCUGAUGUCAACCAAUGUCUCAUGCCUGGAACGAGUUCCGCGCAGGCAAGCAAGUUGAGGCGUCCCAUCCCAAAGCCUGGGCGGAGCUCCUCCCUUCCCCCAAUUCACAGUGACAUACCAGCCUCAUGCCCUAUCAAUAACGACACAACACACAAUCAAUCCCCGGAAACACAACGCCCCUCAUAUCAUCAUCAUAUCGUAAGUAUGCAUGCCGUCGACACUCCACACAUACAUGCAUGCACAUACAUCAAUUGGUCCCGGAUUGCAGCGACUCUUUCGCAAUUCCUGCAGCAUAUCACGGCAGAUGCGCGAAAACGAUUUGUCGAAUCGACAGUCUCCGCCUGGCCAAUGACCGCUCUUGAACCCAUUUGCCGCAACUUUUGUUCCUCUGCAAACUCGCGAUUUGUGUCGUGCCGCGGAUCAGGUUGCCGGAUAAGGUGUUACCCAACGUCUUGCGCUCGCCCAAUCAGCGUUUUCGUCCUUCUACUGCCGUUUCUUCGACUGUUAGUUGUUUGCGAAGAUGGUGUUUGAUCGACAGAAACGGUAAUUUUCUACACAUGCCGCAUUUUCCUCUCACGCUUGUUACACGCAUGCUUCGGUACGUGUCUGUAGCCACAACAAUCCAC